This is a messenger RNA of Thalassophryne amazonica, 488 nucleotides long. Its product is annotated as vacuolar ATPase assembly integral membrane protein VMA21-like. The record is from RefSeq and is a predicted model, not a curated record. Gene Ontology annotation, cellular component: endoplasmic reticulum membrane. NCBI's taxonomy places the organism in Eukaryota, Metazoa, Chordata, Actinopteri, Batrachoidiformes, Batrachoididae. The transcript has 3 exons. Gene Ontology annotation, biological process: vacuolar proton-transporting V-type ATPase complex assembly. Bases 122 to 430 code for a protein of 102 amino acids.
CCGUAAGCGCGGAAGAAGAAGCCUUCGGUUUCAACAAUAACAAAAUAACACGGAUACAGCUUAACAUUGUUAAAGCUGAGAGGUUGAAAUACAUUUGUACAUUUAAUUCGGCUUUACAGUAAUGGACGGACCUAUCAGAACGACGUCAGACGCCGCGUCGGCCCCACCUUAUUCGAGAGGGAAUGAAAGCUCCUUGGUUUCAGCCCUGAAGACGUUACUGUUUUUCACAAUCUUGAUGGUCACGCUGCCCAUCGGGUUAUACUUUACAACAAAGGCUUACGUGUUUGAGGGUUCCAUGAAGAUGUCAAGCUCCGACAGCUACUUCUAUGCAGCCAUCGUUGCUGUGCUUGCAGUGCAUGUCGUGUUGGCGUUGUUUGUUUAUGUAGCCUGGAAUGAAGGCACACCUAAAGGAAAGGGCAAACAUGAAUAGGCAUCCUUAUCAGCUAUUUAUAUCAGAGGGGGAUGUACACACACGGGAAUAGAACCAC